UUAUGACACUAUGAAGAGGGUGGAGUUGUCCUCUGGUUGGUGUUCUCCUGCCCCAGCUUAAACAAGUUAAAGGAGGAUUGAGGAGAUAGGAUAUAAGGUGCAACGCACCAUUAACCACCCUAACACCUUCCUAUCACCAUGCACUCAACUCUGGUACUUACCCUCUGCUUCAUCACUGGGAUCAGAGCUUCCCCAGUGCCACCUUCUACUUCUUGCUCACCCCCUUGUGUGCAGACACCACCACCUCUGAAAGGAAGUACAGGCAGUGCAGACAAUAAUUCUCAGAACCCAAACUGCUCCUGGUCCCAGUGGUUUAAUGUCUACAGACCAACAUCCGGCCCAGAUGGUGGAGACUUUGAGACUUUUGAGAACAUAAGGGCUGAAGGGCAUGCUGUAUGUAGUGCACCUCAAGCAGUGAGUUGUAGGCUAGUCAGAUUUCCCGAUAUCCCCUUGGAUAAACUGUACUACACUCAGGAAUGUGGGGUUUCUCAAGGCUUGGUUUGUGAAAAUAAAAAUCAAGGUAAUGACAGCUGCUUGGAUUAUGAGAUCAAGAUUUUAUGUUGCACAGGCCAGUUGGCUAAUGCUACAGAAUCCACAAAAAUUACUACAAUAUUGCCCCCCAAUAAUAAUCCUGAAGCUACUCCACUAUUUGAUGAACAAGGAAGUUCCUCUGGGAUGGAAGAAGAUGUUUCCACAACAGUUAUGAUGACAGUGUUCCCUAACAAUAAUGAAACUACUCCGAUAUUUGAUGAACAAGGAAGUUCAUCCCGGAUGGAAGAAGAUGUUUCCACAACAGUUAUGAUGACAGUGUUCCCCAACAAUAAUGAAACUACUCCGAUAUUUGAUGAACAAGGAAGUUCAUCUGGGAUGGAAGAAGAUGUUUCCACAACAGUUACGAUGAUAGUGUUCCCUAAAAAUAAUGAAACUACUCCGAUAUUUGAUGAACAAGGAAGUUCAUCUGGGAUGGAAGAAGAUGCUUCCACAACAGUUACGAUGACAGUGUUCCCUAACAAUAAUGAAACUACUCCGAUAUUUGAUGAACAAGGAAGUUCAUCUGGGAUGGAAGAAGAUGCUUCCACAACAGUUAAGAUGACAGUGUUCCCUAACAAUAAUGAAAAUACUCCAUUAUUUGAAGAACAAGGAAGCUCAUCUGGCAUGGAAGAAAGCAACUCUCCUGAGCCUUCACCAACAAUUACUAAAACAGUGCCCCCCAAAAAAUAAUUUAGGACACCAUAGGAUGGCUACAUUGAGAAGAAAGCUUGGCACAUUCAAAAUGCUUCCAAAUAAAAAGUAAUAUUCUUCUGGC
Xenopus laevis (African clawed frog) is the source of this 1306-nucleotide messenger RNA. Its product is annotated as mucin-5B. NCBI's taxonomy places the organism in Eukaryota, Metazoa, Chordata, Amphibia, Anura, Pipidae. The record is from RefSeq and is a predicted model, not a curated record. The transcript has 3 exons. Bases 139 to 1221 code for a protein of 360 amino acids.